Messenger RNA from Drosophila obscura, 773 nucleotides. RefSeq lists its product as uncharacterized. The record is from RefSeq and is a predicted model, not a curated record. NCBI's taxonomy places the organism in Eukaryota, Metazoa, Arthropoda, Insecta, Diptera, Drosophilidae. The coding region runs from base 85 to 711 and encodes 208 amino acids. The transcript is spliced from 2 exons.
UUGUUCCAUCUCUUAUUCAGAGUGUAUAUGCAAAAUUUACGCGUUUAUUUCGCAAAAAAUUGGUUUCGUUGAGCUGCCGUCAUUAUGGGAAAAUAUAUUCGCAACAUAAGGAAUCUAGUAGAGCUGUCAGAUGUAGAGGAACCAAACGAAUUUGAGGAAGAGUAUCAUCCCAGUACUGACGAGCCUGAGCACGAGCACGAGGACAAUCCUGCAAGGGAUCAAAUACAGCAGCCUGAAGAGGACAGCGAACCUGAAAGUUCAACCGCUUCUAAUGAAAAUUUCAUUGGCACGUAUGAAUGGCCAAGACACUUUGGAUCGGAGGGCUACAUAUUCGAUGGCAUAACAUUAGCCCGCUCUAUGCUGAACAGACUCGGGGCCGUAGAAACUGCCGAAGCGGUUUGCGACAUGGCAUACGGACUGACCUGUGCCCUUAAUGUGUCAUCAACCACUUCAUUGAUCCCGAUCCACGGCCCCCUGGUGAUUGCCUGCGUGGCGGAUGGUGUGAGCCGCGUCGUUAUCGGUUAUGGUGUUGGCCAAUGUCAUCCCCAUCCGAACGUCGAUGAGAAUGGCGACUACAUAGGCCAGUCCUGGCACCGGGAGGUGCGAGGCUUUGCAAUCGACGAUGACGAGGAACGCUGCCGCAUCAUCACGGAAUUCAUCAGAUGCCUAAUGAUUGGAAUGGAGACUAAUCAGAAUUAUUAUAAUAAUUAAAUGAUGUAUCUAAUGCUCAGUAAGAAUAAUGGAAAGUAUAAAUAAAGUCUGCUGUUCAUUGU